Molecule: messenger RNA, 3880 nt
Organism: Dermacentor silvarum
Lineage: Eukaryota; Metazoa; Arthropoda; Arachnida; Ixodida; Ixodidae
Gene: pug
Product: C-1-tetrahydrofolate synthase, cytoplasmic
Exons: 17
Coding region: 499-3327 (942 amino acids)
Biological process (GO): tetrahydrofolate interconversion
Cellular component (GO): cytosol
Molecular function (GO): ATP binding; methylenetetrahydrofolate dehydrogenase (NADP+) activity; methenyltetrahydrofolate cyclohydrolase activity
Source: RefSeq, a predicted model, not a curated record
CUUCGAAAAAUGUAGUAGGAAACUGUAUGGCGGCCACAACCACGUACGAAUGUGCUUCAUCUAAUUUCACGCCGUUCCAGUUCCCUGCGAAGUUUACGACGAACCUGGCAGCGUUCCACAACAUGGAAUGCUCUGCAAUGACAUUAGCGCCCCUUGUUAUAAGCGAAGGACCGGUUUACGCGGCCGGCAUGCGCAGGCCGCAUUUUCUUUCGGGUGUGUGUUUUAUUUCUCGACAGGCCGCCCCGACCGGCUCGCUUCCACUCGCCGUGCUCUCAGACAGACACCCUCGCCCGAGAUAUCACGUGCCUUAUCGCGGAAGCAGCCAACGAGCCUGCCUGCUACGCGAGAGGGCACAAGGAAAAGUUGAUAGGAGCUGUGUGACGCCGUUCAGUGGUCUGCUGUUUUUCUGCCCCGCCAGCGGAUAGUAGUCCACGACGCCGUACUCUCUCAGUUCCAUCAUCGCUGCUGUCGGCCGUUGGUGACAGAACCGUAGCAAGCAUGUCUUCGGCUCCAGGUGAAGCAACGGUGUUAUCCGGAAGGCAAAUUGCCAAGGAAAUCCGGGAAAAGUUGGCAGCAGAGGUCAAGGCCAUCAAAGUCAAGCACCCCGAGUUCAGGCCUAUGCUCGCCAUUGUACAGGUUGGAGGCCGAGAGGAUUCCAAUGUGUACAUUCGUAUGAAGCGCCGGGCAGCUGAGGAAGUUGGCGCCGAAUCCCAGCACAUCAAGUUUCCUCGCACCAUCACGGAAGAUGAGCUGGUGAAGGAAGUGGACACACUGAACAACGACCCCACCAUCCAUGGCAUCAUUGUCCAGCUGCCGCUGGAUUGUGACACCAACAUUGACUCCAACCGGAUCACAAAUGCAGUCUCACCUGAGAAGGAUGUGGAUGGGAUCCACGACCAGAAUGCUGGCCGUCUGGCACACGGAGAGUUGGAAGGCUUCUUCAUCCCCUGCACACCGAGGGGAUGCCUUGAAUUGAUCAAGCGUUCAGGUGUCUCUAUUGUGGGUGCUCGAGCCACAGUCCUUGGCCGGAGCAAGAUUGUGGGUUCUCCGAUGUCGUCACUGCUGCUGUGGAACCAUGCCACAGUGACCACUUGCCACUCAAAGACCAAAGACCUGCCGUCAGUGUGCCGUGAAGCCGACAUCUUGGUGGUGGCCAUUGGCCGCCCGCGAAUGGUCAAGGCUGAGUGGGUCAAGCCUGGCGCUGUGGUGAUUGACUGUGGCAUCAAUGCCAUCCCAGAUGCGACCAGAAGCUCGGGCACCAGGCUUGUUGGUGAUGUGGACUUUGACGAGGUUAAGAAGGUUGCGUCUUACAUCACGCCUGUCCCAGAGGGUGUGGGGCCCAUGACAGUCGCCAUGCUCAUUAGCAACACUGUCGAAUCAGCCAAACGCUGCCUCAAGGCCUCUCUUAAGGUGACAAAUUUUUCGUGGUCGAUGCGGUACCUGCCGCUCUCUCGCCAGACCCCCGUGCCUUCGGACCUGGACAUCGCGUUCGCCCAGAAGCCCAAGCUCAUCGAUGAGCUCGCCCGCGAGAUGGGGCUCGAGCCGCACGAGUGGGAACCGCAUGGUCGACACAAAGCCAAGCUGCUGCUCCCGCUGCUGAACAAGCAAGGCGCGGACGGCCACUACGUGCUGGUGACGGGCGUGAACCCGACCCCCUUGGGCGAAGGCAAGAGCACCACCUCGGUCGGAUUGUGCCAGGCACUGGGCGCCCACCUGGGCCGCAAUGCGAUCGCCUGCCUGAGGCAGCCCUCGCAGGGACCCACCUUUGGCAUCAAGGGCGGCGCCGCCGGUGGAGGAUACGCGCAAGUCAUCCCGAUGGACGACCUGAACCUGCACCUGACGGGCGACAUGCACGCCGUGACCGCGGCCAACAACCUGCUGGCGGCGCAGCUUGACGCGCGCAUGCUGCACGAGUCGACGCAGCAGGACGCGGCCCUGUUCGCGCGCCUCGUGACGCCACGCAAGGGAGACAAGUGCUUCUCGGACUCGCAGCGACGGCGGUUGGCCAAGCUGGGCCUGCCCGUCGACGCGAAGCCCGAACAGCUCAGCACCGAGCAAGCCAGGCGCUUCGCCCGACUCGACGUGGACGUCGACAGCAUCACAUGGAAUAGGGUAAUGGACACCAACGACCGCUUCCUUCGUCGCAUAACGAUCGGCCAGGGACCAGCAGAAAGCAAAGUUGCACGACAGACCCAGUUUGACAUCACGCCAGCCAGUGAAGUGAUGGCAGUCCUAGCACUGGCCAAGGACAUGGAAGAUCUCCGGGACAGGCUGCGGUCCAUCGUUGUGGCCAGUGAUCGCCAAGGGAACCCCGUCACGGCGGACGACCUGGGUGCAGCAGGGGCCAUGCUGGUUCUUCUGAAGGAAGCCGCGUGUCCGACGCUCUUGCAGACGCUAGAGGGCACGCCGGUGCUCAUCCACUGCGGCCCCUUCGCCAACAUUGCCCACGGAAACUCGUCCGUCAUCGCCGACCGGAUGGCUUUGAAGCUGGUCGGUCCUAACGGAUACGUGGUAACCGAGGGCGGCUUCGGCGCCGACAAUGGCAUGGAGAAGUUUGUGGACAUCAAGUGCCGGGCGUCCGGCCUCUCGCCCAGCGCAGUCGUCAUCGUGGCCACUGUGCGAGCCCUGAAAGUGCAUGGCGGAGGACCUCCGAUCGCGCUGGGCGCCCCACUGCCGGUGCAGUACAGCAGCGAGGACGUGUCCCUGGUGCGCAGUGGCUUCUGCAAUCUUGCGCGCCACAUCGAGAACGCGGCCAAGCUGGGACUGCCCGCCGUGGUGGCCAUUAACGCCUUCUCGACGGACACCGCGGCUGAGCUCGAGCUCGUGCGCGAGAUGAGCCUGUCUGCGGGAGCCCAGGGCGCCGUCGUGUGCCGGCACUGGGAGCUAGGAGGAGAGGGUGCCGUAGACCUGGCACGGGCGGUCGAGGACGCGUGCGCCAAGCCCAGGCCGCAGCUGCGCUUCACCUACGACCUUUCGCUGAGCAUCGAGUCCAAGCUAGAGGCCGUGGCCCGCACCAUUUACGGAGCCCGCUGCGUGGAGCUCAGCGCGCAGGCCAAGACGCAGGCCGAGCGCUUCGAGCGUCAGGGCUACGGAAAAAUGGCCGUUUGCAUCGCCAAGACGCCGCUCUCGCUGUCGCACGACCCGAAGCUGCUGGGUUCGCCCCGAGACUUCGUGCUGCCCGUGCGGGAACUGAGGCUCAGCGCCGGCGCUGGCUUCAUCUACGCGCUGGCCGGUGACGUGACCACCAUGCCCGGCCUGCCGACCAGACCGGCACUGAUGGACAUCGACCUGGACAUAGCCACUGGACAGCCUAUCGGACUUUUCUGAAGAGAAUCUCGGAGCGUGUAUGAAUGCUCAAAGCGUACACACACGACCUAUAGCGCUAUGAUUCGAAAUGCAUUUGUGGGGGCGAAAAGCUAGAAAACGCGUACGCUACCCUUGCGCCUUGUGCCCACUGUUUCCAGUAGGAAUCCCCGUGGAUGUGACCCAAGGAUGUCUUCAUUAGACAACCCGUGGAAAUCAAUCCAUCAGAUCGUUCCUAUUUCCCCUUGUGCAGAAAGGAAACGAGCAGCCAUAUAUCAAAGCGGCUGCAUUAAGCAACUAAACGGGAUGUCUGCCCCUCGAUCACCUCCCUAAUUUCACAGCAAUGGGCAGCUAGAAAAUACAGCUCGGUACAUAUUGUGUUGAGCAGGUAUUUAAACAAUUAAUUAGCAUGGAGAAGAUGUUCUCACAUGAGAAAAAAAUAAGGUAUGAAACACUAUUAGGUAUUAUUGGUCCGGCAAGCAGUGACAAAGCACAUAUAUUUUUGUGGCAUAUAUUUUUGCACGCGGAUUCCUUUGUUUCGAAACGUGAACAUUGAAUAAAGAGGAACCACAUCAUG